AUGAAAUGACGUAUAUAUGUACCAGCUUUGUUUCUAAAACUUUGAUCGUGUGAGAAACGUCUUCUGAGAACUCAAGUGUUUUAUCUGUUACGUAUUACUGUGUGACGUCAUCACCCCAAUUCGAUGUCAACUUGGUACUUAAGAACAACGUAACGCCCUCGAUGGAGGGAAGCGAACCAGGGAGCUUGAAUAAGUGCCCGGGCUGCACUGAAAGACGAAACGGCGACUGUACUGCUGUGAAUACGACGAUUGAUAAGCAAGCAGGGACAGAGUCGGAUACGAGCAAGCCACAUAGUUGGAAAGACGACCUGAACUGUCUGUGUACUUGCGGGAAGAGGAAAAGUGUUUCCAAAGUUGGGAAUGAACAAUCUGGAAACACUGCAAGAGAUAAACAAACUUCAAGAUUUGAGAAAAACAAAGAAAACAACAGCAAUUCCAAGUCACUGGACACUGAAAGCAAAUUCAAUACAAAAUCAAGCGGGCUUGAGAAAAGCUACACACUGCCUACUAAACUUAACGACGUGAGUGGAUUACGUCGAAAUCAGCGAAACUUUUUCGGGGGAAGGAUGGAAGUUUUAUCUGAAGACAAGGGAGAUGAGGUUCAAGUCCCGCCAUUGGCACUGGAUGGGGUGAAAAAGAAUGGAAAUUUGCGGAAUUGGAAAACUAAAGAUAAUCGUGAACCAAAACAGAAAAAUCCUCCCAACUUUAUGAAGUCGGUUUGUCCAAAUCACGACGAACAAAAAGAAACGUUAGAAGCUGUCCUUUACUGUGACGCAUGCUCACAAUCUGUGUGUUAUAAAUGCGCAUUCGAACGUCAUAAGGACCACACUGUGACGCCCAUUCCUGCUGCUGCGGAAAGAGUUCGUGUUAAUCUUGCCGAACGUAAACGAAGAAUCGAAAACGUCAUUUCACAAAUGAGGACGAAGCGAAAAACUGCGGAGACAAGUAGCGAAGAGCUGAAGCAAAGAAUUCAUGUUCAGUUCGAACAGCUGAUCCAACGGGUGAAGAAGAAAGAAGAUGACGUCAUGGGCGAGCUUGCGAAGAUCAAGCAGAGAAGAAUAAACAUUAUAUACGGAGUACAGAACCAGCAGGAAACGGCUUGGGGUCAGAUUGAUGCUGUUCUUAAAACUCAAGAAGACGUCAAGAUGUUACAAGAAUACAACGGAUUGUCGCUCGUAGAUUAUAAAGACCCGACCACGUCACCGCGUGAAAAUGGGGGGAAAUUUCUUCUACACGGGGAAACCCCUCGUCCGACGUUGGACCUUAACUCUGUGCAAGACGAGAUCGAGAAAGUGAGAUUAUCCGGGGUUAAUAUCGACACUACGGGUGAUACAACUGCUGUCGUAAUUAAGGAGGGGAUUACCCCACGUGGGAACCGCAAUCGAUUCUCGUUCAAACUGGACGCAUUCACCGCUCACUCGGCUCUGCGCGUCUCCUCCAACUACACAUCGGUUGAAUAUGUCGGUUCCGAACGAAACGGUGUGACUGUAAGAAACAGUCAACCUUUUAACUCUGUUUCUAACAGCAACCCUUAUCAAUCCAAACCACCCGGCUACCACAGUCUACCUAAUGGUGUGGCAGCUGGUAGAUUAAAACGAGCUCAAUUCGCAACGGUGAUCGGUGAUUCUUCCAUAACUCAGGGAAAACAGUAUUGGGAAGUAUCCGUUAACCGAAGCAUGGAGUACAGGUUGGGAGUUGCUUACAAACAUAUGCAGGGGACGAAAACUUUGGCUGACGAACACAAUUCAUGGGCUUUGUGUCUAACUUACCCUGACAGGUUUUCAGCAACACAUAAACACCAUAAGGAAUAUAUAUUUGUACCAACACACGUAGCAGCACGAGCAACCAAAGUCGUCAGAAUCGGUAUUUUCCUCGAUUACGAACGAGGGGUUUUAUCAUUCUACAACGCCAGUACGGCGUCAGAGAAACGACACAUAUACACCUUUAGAACGUUUUUUAACCGACCGGUAUGGCCCCUGUUGUCUCUCAGGCAAGGAAAACUGCAAAUAUUAACUGGGUUGGCGGUUCCACGAAACUUGGUUUGGAAGACAAGAUAAUAUUUACAAUUUUUCAAAUUAGUUUCAAUUUGUACACAGACGUAAUACAUGUGCAGCACUGCCGCAUUGUGAAGAGAAAAAUAAUAAAUAUUAAGGUUAAAAUAAAAAACGAAAAAUUUUAAAAGUACAGAAGAACAUGCCAAAAUGUGUUUUCUAUUUUUUGAUUUGCUUUUACUUCAUCUUACCAGUCCCACACCAAACUGGUAAGAAAUUUACUGACUUUGUUUUUUGCAUUCAAAUAAACCAUAAUAAAGAA
Molecule: messenger RNA, 2313 nt
Organism: Ciona intestinalis (vase tunicate)
Lineage: Eukaryota; Metazoa; Chordata; Ascidiacea; Phlebobranchia; Cionidae
Molecular function (GO): protein binding; zinc ion binding
Source: RefSeq, a predicted model, not a curated record